AUGAAAGAUAGCCAGUUCAGCACCCGGCACGACGAACUCACAAACACGCAAACAAGCACAGCUGAAACCUUUGUGGUCGAAACACAGGAUGAGAGCCAAGGCCAGAGCCUCAUUUCCCAGCCACCCAAAAGCACUCCGGUUCGUUCGCUACAGUCUUUCGCCUACAACCAGACACGUUCAGCCGCGGCCCUCGGCUCGCCUGCGUCGGUCAGGUCGCAAGCAGCAUCUGUCUUUACACCGUCGACUGGGGCACCAUCGACUGCCGCCUCUUCUGUUGCCUUUUCGGCGACACAAUCUACCACCCAGCCCUCUAUCACCCAGGCUUUGAAGAAGCAACAUUUGACGCCACUCCAACGCAUUGGCGAGCGCGCCCUCUCCCGCAAACAGAUGACACACAACCGACCUCGAUCGCCAAAGGCUAGCCCUAAGAGGCGCAACCAGCGAAACAGCGUGAUGGCAUUGCCUGUCAAUCCUUCUUUCGUCCCUCUGCCCAAGGUUGAUCUUGAUGAGGUUGAGGCUCUCAACAGGCCAGUGGGUAGUGAAGACAUGAUCCCUGAUAGCGACGAGGAGAAUGAUCUGGACGACGAGAAGCAUGGCGGCAUCGUGGGUGACGAAAAUAGCGGCAACGCAAGCCUGAACCUUUCACGGUUCUUGUAUGCUUGA
This is a messenger RNA of Verticillium alfalfae VaMs.102, 663 nucleotides long. RefSeq lists its product as hypothetical. The record is from RefSeq and is a predicted model, not a curated record. Bases 1 to 663 code for a protein of 220 amino acids. NCBI's taxonomy places the organism in Eukaryota, Fungi, Ascomycota, Sordariomycetes, Glomerellales, Plectosphaerellaceae. The transcript has a single exon.